AUGGCAGCACUGCUGGCUGUCCCAGCCGCCGCCAGAGGACUGUUGGGCUUCGCUGUUGGAAUGAAUAAGCCUGCCGGUGAAUGCAAGACCACCACAGAUUACAGGCUGGAAUUCCAGCAGAUCACGGCCCAAACAGAUGCCACUCUCGUACGGACAUACUCAAAUGCCGAUUCGAAUGGGCAGGAUUGCGACGUGGUGAGGCAGAUUCUCCCUGCUGCGAAAGAGAAUGGUCUGCGAGUACUUCUCGGUACUUGGCCUGAUGGAGGUGGACAAAGCUGGGAGAAUGAGAAGGCAGCGCUCGUGCGCGCCAAUCUGACACAGUACGGCGAAACUGUCUACGGCAUCACCGUCGGCUCUGAAGGCAUCUAUCGCAAUGGCCGUGACGCUAAGAAGGGAUACACCGAGGCUCAACUCAUCCAAUGGAUCGGUGAAAUGCAGAAGCUGUUUCCGACAACAUUGAUUGGAACAGCAGACACGUGGAGCGGCUGGUCUACCGGCAGGAUGGACAACCUUCCCCUACUGGCAAGAACAAAACAUCGGCAAUGCACCAAGACAUACUUCUACACCUUGAGCCAGGCGCUGGGCCACAUCCAAAAUCUCACCAAUGGAGGCGAAGACAUUACUUUCUGGAACGGCGAGACUGGCUGGCCAGGCAAUGGCGGAACCAACAACGGCCCAUCCGUGGCCAGUAACUCAAAUAUGCAUACAUACUGGAACGAGGUUGUCUGCGGCGGCCUCGCGUGGGACAUCGACAUGUUCCUUUUUGAGGCUUUCGACGAACCUCAGAAAGGUGAGGCCACUGGUGAUAAUGGGCAGACGAUGAACGAACAAUAUUGGGAAGAUGAUUACUCGCAAACCACUAUUCUUCGCCAUCCGCCCCGCUGCUCGUCCAUCAGCAACACGAGCAUUCACCACUCGCAUCCAACAACGACAACAAUCACAUCCGCUUUGUCUCCCAACACGCCCUUUUUAUCAGUCACGAGCAACUCGUCCUCAGCAAGCCAGAAUGUCCUCCUCAACACCAACCCCCAUCCAACCCUCCACCGAACUCAACCCCCAACACCUCGAAACCCUCGCCCAGUUCUCCCCAUGCGACAUCUCCGACGCCUCCUGGCCAUCGACCCCUCCCUCCCACAAUCCGGAUUCCUCGCCGACAUUACCCCUCUCACCACCUCAUCCACCACCACCACCCGCAUCGUCGCACCAGCCUCAACCCUAAAACUAAUCCCCAAGUCCCCCACCCCAUCUGUCCCAGUCCCGGAGCCCCUCCCGUCAGACCACCCCAAUGCAGUCCCCAAGGAUAGCCAUUGCUACGCCGCCUCCAUCGGCGGCAUCAUGGCCCUUCGCAUGUCCCGCAACAACGUCCGCGCCUGCCUCAUUUCCGGCCGCGCGCGCGACCUUUCCGAGCUCAACGCCGUCAGCCUGCCCAUCUGGACCGGCAAGGGACUAAGCAGUGUAGCGACCGGCGCGGAAGCGAAGGUUUGGGGGCGGGAAUGCGAGAUUGAGAUUGGCGGCAUCAAAGUGAGGCCUGGCGAUGUGGUGUGUUUGGACCAUGGGGAAGGUGUAGCGGUCGUGGUGCCCAGGGCGUUAGUUGAAAAGGUGGUGGAAGUGGUGGGCGGGCUGGUGGAGAGGGACGAGAAGGUUGUAGAGGCUGUGAAGGCGGGGAUGAGUGUGAAGGAAGCGUUUGGGAGGUUUAGGGGGAAGGAUACUAGGGCCUGA
Messenger RNA from Cyphellophora attinorum, 1719 nucleotides. RefSeq names its product Glucan 1,3-beta-glucosidase. Lineage: Eukaryota; Fungi; Ascomycota; Eurotiomycetes; Chaetothyriales; Cyphellophoraceae. Gene Ontology annotation, cellular component: cell surface; extracellular region; fungal-type cell wall. Gene Ontology annotation, biological process: carbohydrate metabolic process; cell wall organization. The record is from RefSeq and is a predicted model, not a curated record. The coding region runs from base 1 to 1719 and encodes 572 amino acids. Gene Ontology annotation, molecular function: 1,3-beta-glucanosyltransferase activity; glucan endo-1,3-beta-D-glucosidase activity. The transcript is spliced from 6 exons.